This is a messenger RNA of Nerophis ophidion (straightnose pipefish), 15275 nucleotides long. RefSeq names its product gastrula zinc finger protein XlCGF57.1-like. The transcript is spliced from 5 exons. Lineage: Eukaryota; Metazoa; Chordata; Actinopteri; Syngnathiformes; Syngnathidae. The coding region runs from base 622 to 2799 and encodes 725 amino acids. Gene Ontology annotation, biological process: regulation of cytokine production; negative regulation of transcription by RNA polymerase II; regulation of immune system process. Gene Ontology annotation, cellular component: nucleus. The record is from RefSeq and is a predicted model, not a curated record. Gene Ontology annotation, molecular function: DNA-binding transcription activator activity, RNA polymerase II-specific; RNA polymerase II cis-regulatory region sequence-specific DNA binding.
CGUGACCCCAGAAGUAAAUGGCGGGGAAGGUUUUUGUAGGGGGGAAGAAAUUUGGCGUGACAGCACCCACACAUGCAUUGUGGGCAAUUAUUAAACAAACAGCUCCCAAAACAAACGGCUCGCAAAUGAGAAUGGGUUCUCAUCGCACGAGGAAGACACGUUCAAGAGACUCGACUCGUUCGCGAACGUCACAAAUCUCCACGGAUGCGACCAAGAUGGCGGCUGGAAUACCUGGCGGUUGCCCUCCGCGGAUCCCGACUUAGGUUUCAAAAUUAAAUCAAACAGCGACAUGAAACACCAGUAAAUGCCUCAAAUAUUCGCUUUUGUUCUAAAACCUGCGAAACAGUAGUUAAGUUUGGAGCAUUUGACUGGGUGACAACGGAAGGGAACAGGCCAGGACUAAAAUGGCGACGUCGUCUCUUAUAACACAACAUCAACAAGAAUUAGCGCCACCAACUGAGACAAAGCUGAAAACUGCAGAUAAAGUGAGAUUAUAUAGUCAUACCUGAAAGUCGGAGGGGUGUGGUGACCGCCAGUGUCUCUGAGGGAAGCCAUGCAGGAGCCAAGAAAGUCGCAGCUGCCUCUUUGACAGCUGCGGGAGGAACGACACAAGCUCCGCUCAUGUUUACGGGAACAUCUCUCAACGAUCAUCUUCUGACUGGACCAGACCUCACCAACACAUUGGUCGGAGUGUUAUGCCGCUUCAGAAAGGGUCCCAUCGCCUUCAUGUGUGACGUGGAGAGAAUGUUCCAUCAAUUCCAUGUUGUCAAGGAACAUCAAGACUACCUGAGAUUUCUCUGGUGGGACAAAGACUUCCAGCACCUGAUUGGUCAUCAGGGAAAACUUUCCCCUCGGCUGCAAGGGUUUGCUACUUUGAAGCAGGAGAAUAUCCAUUUCGUCCACGUGAAAGAGGAAGAGAAGGAACUCGACAUCGCCCAGGAAGGAGACUAUCUUUUCAGGCCGCAGGAGGCUGAUCCCACCAAGUUACCAAUGACUUUUGUCACUGCUAAGACUGAAAACCAUGAAGAUUUACCUCGAGAAAAUCUCUUAGCUUCACUAUCUCCUACUGACAGCAAACCAUUUGAAUGCUCCAAAAAGAAGACAGACGUCCAGGAGCUGAUUGAUCAUCAAGAAAAACAUUCACCUCAGCCACAAGGGAUCUCCACUGUGAAGCAGGAGGAACCAUAUUUCCUCCAUAUUAAAGAAGAAGAAGAAAAAAAACUCUGGCUCACUCAGGAUGAGUGCCUUCUAGGGUCAAAGAAGGCUGAUCCCAUCAAUUUGCCACUAGCUAUUGUCUCUGUGAAGACUGAAGAGCAUGAAGGAAAACCACAAGAUCAGCAGUUGCUUAGUUAUCAAGAAGAAAAAUCCCCUCAGCCGCAAGAGAUCACCACUUUGACGCAGGAUAAUCUGCAUUUAUUCCAUGUUAAAAAGGAAGAGGAGGGAAUCUGGCUCAUUCGGGAAGCUGAAAGUCUUCUAGGGCCCGAGGAGCCUGAUCCUACCAAGUUGCCACCGACUGUUGUCUCUGUGAAGACUGAAGACCAUGAAGACAAACUACAAGCAAACAACUUAUUAGCUCCACUAUCAGAUAGUGAGGCUGAAGACUUGGUUGAAGAACCUCUAAGCAGCGAUACAGACUGUGAAGGUGAUGUGAGGACUAACACUGAAAACAAACACUCUCAAUGUCUUAAAAAUAACUGCGGUAAAAAACGUUUUACCUGCUCGGUUUGUGACAAAAGCUUUACUAAAAAGAGCUAUUUGCCUCAACACAUGAAAACACAUACUGGAGAAAAAACAUGUAGUUGUUCAAUUUGUGGGAAAGGAUUUACUCAUAAGGGCUAUUUGCCUGAACACAUGCGAACACACACAGGGGAAAAAACUUGUAGUUGUUCAAUUUGCGGGAAAAGAUUUACUCGGAAGUCAAGUGUGGCAACGCACAUGAAAGUGCACACCGGAGAAAGACCCUUCAAUUGUUCUGUUUGCGCGAAACAAUUCACUCAGAGGCCAACGAUGGUGAGACACAUGAAAACGCACACACACAAAAAAAACUUCAGGUGUUCAGUUUGUGGAGAACUAUUCACUCUGAAGUCAAGUAUGGUCAGACAUUUGAGAACGCACACAGUAGAUAAACCCUUUAGUUGUUCAGUUUGUGGUAAAAGUUUCUCUUUAGAAUCUGCAAAGAUCAGACACUUAAAAACGCACACGGGACAAAGACCCUUUAGUUGUUCAGUUUGUAGAAAAAGAUUCACUUUGAAGUCAAAUAUGGUCAAACACAUGAUCACGCACACAGGGGAUAAACGCUUUAGUUGUUCAGUAUGUCGUAAAAUGUUCUAUAAAAAAGGAGAUGUAGUAAGACACAUGAGAACACACACAGGAGAAAAACCUUUUUGUUGUUCUGUUUGUUGCAAAACAUUUGCUCAGAAGAGAAGUAUGCUCAAGCACAUGAGCUCACACAGCGGAGAAAAACCCUUUGGUUGUUCAGUUUGUGGUAAACGUUUCUUUUGGGAACCUGCACUGAUUAGACACUCAAAAACCCACACAGGAGAAAAACCUUUUAGUUGUUUAUUUUGUGGAAAAAAAUUUAGUCUGAAGUCAAGUAUGGUCAGACACAUGAACACGCACUCAGGAGAAAAACCCUUUAGUUGUUCAGUUUGUGAAAACCGGUUCUUAGAAAAGCGAUCUAUGGUAAGACACAUGAAAAUCCACACAGGAGAAAAACCCUUUAGUUGUUCAGUCUGCUGUAAAAGGUUCUCAGAAAAGAGAGAUAUGGUUAGACACGGUAGUACACACACAGGAGUAUAAUUCUGUAGAAGAGUGGUGCCCGUGAGGUCGAUCGCGGAGGGUGUGUUAUGUCAUUAUUCCUUCUAGUAUUUUAUGCACAGAUAAGAUGUGUCAAUAUGAAAGUAUCAGUAGAGUAGAAAAAUAGGUUCACCAUAUAUUCUCAUUUAUUUUUCAUUGCCUCUACUAAACCAUAUCAAUUGUAUUUAUCAUCAAUAAAGCAUGGGAAAAUACUGUUGGAACAUCAAAAAAAUGCCACAAAUUCAGUCAGCCAUUGUGAAUAUGCCGCUCUGAAUGUCCUCGGUAAUGUAUGUAGUUGUAGUAAAACUUCUGAACUCCGAUCAUAGUAUCAGAUCAGUCACACUGGAAAUACGCACAAUUUAGUGAUAUAUGUGCUGUCAAUCAUUCACAAUUUUUUUGUAAGACGAAAACAUGAUUUUCUUUUUUUUUAGGCAUUCUAAGUCGUAAAAAAAGAAAUACUUAAAAAGUCUGCUAACAAAUUAGUCCAUGGAGGCUCUCUAUUUCACCCACAAAACCAUCUAAAUUACCAUCCAAAAUACACCAGCAAUACUCUUUAAACAUAUUGUGACUUGAAUAUUAACCAAAUAUUAGUGCUGAUGUUAUUAUAAGCGCUAACGGAGACAAACUAUUUUUAGUGGCGGAUUGAUAUCACACAGUUAAAGUAGCACACUGCUGCUUUACUGUGAGCUGGCCGUAAAUUUCUGCUGCUCUCGCUCGUCAAAAGUUCUUCCAGAUUAUAAAUCAUGCCUCUUCUCUGGAUAUUACGAGGAUUUAGCUAUAAAACUAAAAGUUGAUCAUCUGUGACAUUCGAUGUACACCCGGAGAUGGAGACAGAAAAGGACAUUUCCUUGUUACGCAUUUGUGUGAAUCAAGAUGAAUUCUUUAUAUAAACGGGAAGAUAUGGACAUUUUACUGGUCGUUAUCACAGUAGGAUUUCAACAGUAUACAGCAAGUCAUCGUUUUAUUAUAUUUUCAGUUUGUAUUUCUUGUUGAGAACUUAGCAAUACUGCUAAAUGAUGCUUAGUGUUUCACUGUUUAGCAGAGCUUCUAAAACGUGUAGCUCAUCCUCCUUAUAUUUUCAUUGUUGUUGGUGAUAAAAGGAUUUGGGGUUGCUAUCUUUACGUCACGCUAUGACAUUGUCUGGCCAGCUCAUUUCUCAAGAUUAAUAGUAUUUUGAUCAUUUCUAUUUACUCGCAAUUUGUGUAAGUCUGUCGGUAUCAUACAUCAGAUAUACUGUGUAUAUGAAAGGCACUACACUCACUGGAAACUUAAUCUUGCAAACAUGUCAAUGCGCAAUUUCAACUAAAUAACUUUGAUUGGAAAAACAACAACCGGUUGGUGAAGCCGUAAAUAUCCUUAUUGACGUAAAUGGAUUCAGUAGCCUUCCCAAAUUGGUGAAAGUCAUUACCUUAGUAUGGCAGAGUGCAAGAAAAUGGCUUGCUUUAAAGAAAAGGGAAUGUGUUCAAGCAAAGUAGGACGGAAAAUGAAACUCUAAAGCAGGGGUCACAAACGCGGUGAUCGCGGGUACUAGGUCGCCCGUAAGGACCAGAUGAGUCGCCCGCUGGCCUGUUCUAAAAAUAGCUCAAAUAGCAGCACUUACCAGUGAGCUGCCUCUAUUUAUUUUUUUGUAUAAUUUACUAGCAAGCUGGUCUCGCUUUGCUCGAUAUUUUAAUGCUAAGAGAGACAAAACUCAAAUAGAAUUUGAAAAUCCAAGAAAAUAUUUUAAAGACUUGGUCUUCAGUUGUUUUAGUAGAUUCAUUUAUUUUUUUACUUUGCUUCUUAUAACUUUCAGAAAGACAAUUUUAGAGAAAAAAUACAACCUUAAAUAUGAUUUUUAGGAUUUUUAAACACAUUUACCUUUUAAAUUCCUUCCUCUUCUUUCCUGACGAUUUAAAUCAAUGUUCAAGUACAUUUAUUUUUUUAUUGUAACGAAUAAUAAAUACAUUUUAAUUUAAUUCUUCAUUUUAGCUUAUGUUUUUUCGCCGAAGAAUACUUGUGAAAUAUUUCUUCAAACUUAUUAUGAUUAAAAUUCAAACAUUAUCCUGGCAAAUCUAGAAAAUCUGUGAAAUCAAAUUUAAAUCUUAUUUCAAAGUCUUUUGAAUUUCUUUUAAAAUUUUUGUUCUGGAAAAUCUAGAAGAAAUAAUGAUUUGUCUUUGUAUAUAUGUAAUAUAGCUUGGUCCAAUUUGUUAUAUAUUUUAACAAAGUGCAGAUUGAAUUUUAACCUAUUUAAAACAUGUCAUCAAAAUUCUAAAAUUAAUCUUAAUCAGGAAAAAAUACUAGUGAUGAAUUUUUUCAAAAGAUUUAAAUUAGCUACUUUUAUUAAUAAUAACAUAGAGUUAAAGGUAAAUUGAGCAAAUUGGCUAUUUCUGGCAAUUUAUUUAAGUGUGUAUUAAACUGGUAGCCCUUCGCAUUAAUCAGUACCCAAGAAGUAGCUCUUGGUUUCAAAAGGUUGGUGACCCCUGCUCUAAGGCAACAUCUUCAGUGAAAGAACGAGAAAAGGCACUCAGAAAUCUCAGCAAUUCCAAACAUGACUUCAAACAGGUUGGUUGUCUACAAAGGUUAAAUCAUUGAUAUGCGGUGGAAGAACCCAGGCGUUUAUUGAGGGCAAGAAAGCCGUCUCAAUUUUACCAUAUCCAUCCAUUCUUUACCGCUUGUCCCUUUUUUGGGUCGCGAGGGGUGCUGGAGCUUAUCUCAGCUGCAUUCGAGUGGAAGGCGGCGUACACCCUGGACAAGUCGCCACCUCAUCCCAGGGCCAAGACAGAUGGACAGACAACAUUCACACACUAGGGACCAUUUAGUGUUGCCAAUCAAGGUGGGAGGGGCCUAUCCCCAGGUGCAUGUCUUUGGAGGUGGGAGGAAGCCGGAGUACCCGGGGGGACCCCACGCAGUCACGGGUCGACCAUGCAAACUCCACACAAAGAUUUCCACCCCAGGUUUGAACUCAGGACUUCUCAGGACCUUUGUAUUGUGAGGCACUUGCACUAACCCUUGUACCACCGUGCUGCCCCAAUUCUACCAUAUGAAAGAUUAAUUUUGACAUCGGCAACCCGUGAAGAACCCUAUGUCAACCAGGCAGGCAUUGCUGCGACCCUCCUCAAAAUCAGGACCACGGCUUGUAUGAUAAAAUGUCAAGGACUUGCCAAAAGAAAGUAGUCUUAAUACUUAAUAGUACCUAGUACUAGUACUCAGAAAGUUUCACCCCCAUACAACUCUUUCCUUUCAACAAUUCCUAAAAGACUCAAUUUGGCCUCCAACAAAUAAUAGGAAUCAGAAAAGUUCCGGUCACAAAUGCUCCUUUUGUGGACAAAACUGUAUGGAAUGCUAACGUGUGUGAUUACAGCUGGUUUUGGUCUUUGUAGAACAAAUGUUAUGACAACAAUUUAUCUCAAUGCUUGCAGAGUUAAAUUUCACUUAAACAACUGUUUUUGGUAAGGUUGCUCCUUUGCAUCUCAACAGUUUUUUUCAAUACAAUAGGCGGAACCAAACCUUGCUUGAUCGUACAUUACAAUGCCUUUGACCCCACCCCCUCUCCAACAUCUCCUAAUUUAAAUGUGUCGGCAAAGAUUCUCCCAUUUAAAACAAAAAUGACGAUUGUAGGCGACUGCAACGUGUCCAAUUGUUUACAUCGAAGUGUAAAAGGUGUUUAAGAAAACAAUUUUGUUCCGAUAUUUUAAAGGGGAACAUUAUCACCAGACCUAUGUAAGUGUCAAUAUAUACCUUGAUGUUGCAGAAAAAGACCAUGUAUUAUUUUUAACCGAAUUCCGAACUCUAAAUGGGUGAAUUUUGGCAAAUUAAACGCCUUUCUGUUUAUUGCUCUGGUGGUGAUGACGUCAGAACGUGACGUCACCGAGGUAAUACAGCCACCAUUUUCAUUUUCUACACAUUACACACACGGGUCUCAGCUCUGCUAUUUUCCGUUUUUUCGACUAUUUUUUUUAACCUUGGAGACAUCAUGCCUCGUUGGUGUGUUGUCGGGGGGUGUAACAACACUAACAGGGAGGGAUUCAAGUUGCACCACUGGCCCGAAGAUGCGAAAGUGUCUGCCGCCAGACCCCCAUUGAAUGUGCUGUAGUGUUUUGACAUUUGACCGGUGAUGACAGACAUGACACAGAGAUGUAUGGAUAACCUGCAGAUGCAUUUGCAACGAUAAAGUCAAUAAAAUCACAAAGGUGAGUUUUGUUGUUGAAUUAUGUGCUAAUCAGACAUAUUUGGUUGCGGCGUGACUGCCAGCUAAUCGAUGCUAACAUGCUAUGCUAAUCGAUGCUAACAUGCUAUGCUAAUCAAUGCUAACAUUCUAUUUACCGGCGAUGACAGACAUGGCACAGAGAUGUAUGGAUAACCUGCAGAUGCAUUUGCAAUGAUAAAGUCAACGAAAUCACAAAGGUGAGUUUUGUUGAUGUUGACUUAUGUGCCAAUCAGACAUAUUUGAUCGCGGCGUGACUGCCAGCUAAUCGAUGCUAACAUGCUAUUUACCGGCGGUGCUAAAGCAGACAUGGCACAGAAAUGUACGGAUAACCUGCAGAUGCAUUUGCAACUAUAUUAGGUUUCCUUCCAACCACAUUUAAUGCGAAAAAAACACCAAUCGACGGAUUUAAGUUGCUCCAUUAUCACAAAAUGCGAAAGUCCUGAUCCUUUCGUCCGCACAUUUUACCGGCGAUGCUAACGCAGUUAUUCGUCCAUGUUAUGGCUAUGAAUAGCGUCAAUAGCUAUUCGCUCAAUAGCUUCAGUUUUUUCGUCAAUACUUUCAAACUCCAACCAUCUGUUUCAAUACAUGCGUAAUCUGUUGAAUCGCUUAAGCCGCUGAAAUCUGAGUCUGAAUCCGAGCUAAUGUCACUAUACCUUGCUGUGGUAUUCCCAUUGUUUGUUUACAUUGGCAGCACUGUAUGACGUCACAGGGAAAUGGAUAGUGGUUUCAAAGAUAGCGAAAAUAAGGCACUUUAAAGCUUUAUUUAGGGAUAUUCCGAGACCGAUAAAAUUUUGAAAAAAAAAAUUCAAAAAACACAACAAGCCACUGGGAACAGAUUUUUAUUGUUUUUAACCUUUUUGAAGUUGUGAUAAUGUUCCCCUUUAAACGACGUUUAAACUAUGAGGAACAAAAUGUCUUAAAAUAGAUGUAAGAUACAUAUUUGUCUCAAGUUUCGUUACACACACGAAUCUUGAACAUGAUCCAAAACGUGUUCUACGCACAAACAACACAAAAUGUAGGUUUUUCUUGUCAAUUGUGCGUAAAAAAAAAUUGUAAUUUCAUACAUUAUAGUUAGUGCGCAGGAUAAGCAUUGGCGUGUAAAUAGUUGGGGUUUUGGCACCAGCUGCUGGACUAGACUAGAUCUGGCCAAUCUAAGUCUGAGCAUUAACUGAUGAACUACUACUUGGAUGACAGGCGAAAUGUCUUCCAAGUCGAACCGAACAGUCCUGUUGUCAUCAAUUGAAUGCCGUGAGAAUGACCCGGAGGAAUGCAAACAUCCAUAGACAAACAUCACGAUGAUGCUGGAAGCUAAAAGACUAUGAUACCUAUAUAAUAUGGGGGCAUCUUUCAAAACUCUUGACGUCAAUGGUUAUGAUGGGUUUUCCUUUAAAUGCAUCAAUGCAAAUAUGAAUGUGUGAUUCUUUGCAUCAUGUGACAUGCAAGACAUCCAUCCAUCCAUCCAUCGAUCUUCUUCUGCUUAUCCGAGGUCGGGUCGCGGGGGCAGCAGCCUAAGCAGAUAAGCCCAGACUUCCCUUUCCCCAGCCACUUCGUCCAGCUCCUCCCGGGGGAUCCCGAGGCGUUCCCAGGCCAGCCAGGAGACAUAGUCUUCCCAACGUGUCCUGGGUCUUCCCCGUGGCCUCCUCCGGUUGGACGUGCCCUAAACACCUCCCGAGGGAGGCGUUCGGGUGGCAUCCUGACCAGAUGCCCGAACCACCUCAUCUGGCUCCUCUCCAUGUGGAGGAGCAGCGGCUUUACUUUGAGCUCCUCCUGGAUGACAGAGCUUCUCACCCUAUCUCUAAGGGAGAGACCCGCCACACGGCGGAGUACACUCAUUUCGGCCGCUUGUACCCGUGAUCUUAUCUUUUCGGUCAUGACCCAAAGCUCAUGACCAUAGGUGAGGAUUGGAACGUAGAUCGACCGGUAAAUUGAGAGCUUUGCUUUCCGGCUCAACUCCUUCUUCACCACAAAGAAGGGAAUUAAAGAAUAAGUCAUUUUACACGGAUGCAAUGGAGAGAGUUACAAGAAUGGAAUAGAAGUGUGAGACCAGAGAGACCACUGGUGUGUAGUUAGUAUCGUUAGUCCUAACAGUUAGAUGUAAAUACCAUUUAUAUUAUUUGUUAUUUUUUACAGUGAGGAAUGAUUGGUUACUACUAGUAGUAUUUGAUGAUAUCCCUCUUUGGUCUAAGGUUAUAAACCUAUCAUGAAAAACUCCUGUAAUAGAUGUGGUGUGAAAUAAACCAAACAAAAUUAACGGGAGUAAAAAGGUUAUUGUCAGAAUAAUUGUAUCCAAGUUAUCACUAAACUUUGUGAGCCAUGAGUUCCCGGCGAGAGGACAAAAGCUGUCUUUGUCUUACCAGUCAAAAGGCUUGUAAAACUCCACUGUGUAGGAUGGGAAGCGACAUGAAGGUGUCGGUUUCUUUGAUGUAUUGUAAUCCACAGGAAGAUUUUGUCUUGACCCGAGAGCUACGAAGCGGAGAGGAGGCAGGGCCUGACCCCCUCCAGGCACCUUUUCAUUGAAUUGUUUUGUGACCGAGGGCAACGGCAGUUUACGACCUUUUCCUUGAACUGUUUUGUAACCAAAGGCGAUGGCUGUUUAUGACCUCUGUCCCUUUAGAAACAACUGUUGCCAUGUAAUCAGGGAAAGUUCAAAUAAAAAGAGGUGGCGUACAAUCUUUCGUCAGAGCAUGGUGGGACACUGUACAAGAGUACAGCCCAGAGGUUUCUCCUCAAUUGAGCCAAAUUUAAUUCUGUCUCUGUUUGAUUCCUUGCUUCUUUGUCUGUUUAAUAGAUGUCAUCCGUGUUUGAACCUGACAGUUGGUUUGACGUUAUUUCGAACAUGCAUACAAUUACGAGUUGAGUUGAGUUGACACGGCUAUGGGGUUGGACGUCACAAAAACACAAUACAGUUAAUAAAAAAGGACAUUUUUAAUUUUGUAUGGAGGAAAAUAUGUCAGGUUAAAAAAGAUGUCUGUGCAAUUUAAUUAUUGAUGGGGGGAUAAACAUGAUGGAUUUUACCAAUAUGCAACCCAAUGCUAAAGGUUAAAUGGCUCAAAAAGUAUAUUCAAACACAAAUAAGUUUCGGUAUUAUAUUACAAAUAUUAUCUUUGAAAAACUUUGUGGCAUUGAGUUUUUAUGAAAAUGCGAUGAUGAUCCUGCUAAACUUUGUAUUAAAUGAUCUCAAUUUUACAAGUAAACCUUACUUUUCUGGCUUGACUUGCAAAAAGCACCGCCUCUCACCUGGAAGGGACCUCAUUUGGAAAAAAAAACACAUUUAUAGGACAUAAAAAUUUAAUUCUUGUUUUGGUACAGCAGGUUUUAAAAAUAUAUUUUGAAUAUUUCACAGCUCAUUAGCUCAAAUCGUGAUAUUUAUUAUUCUAACUUUGUGCCAACUGGGCAACGCUAAAAAUUUUUUAAUAUUUUGUUAAUAAAAAAGCUAGAAUAACAUAAAUAAGUACAAUCUUUAUCAAUUGUGUCAAACCAAAAUAUUCAGCGUUAGUCAGUGAUGCUCUUUAAUGACAUUGACUGGGAAGAAGUAACAAAUCAAAAAUAAAUACUGAGUCCAUAACAAAACUAAAGUGUCAUUUAAAGUCAGUGUUGGGUUAGUUACUAAAAACCAGUAACUAGUUGCAGUUACUAGUUACUUUAUUUCAAAGGUAACUUAGUUUAACUAAGUUAGUGAAGUGAAGUGAAUUAUAUUUAUAUAGCGCUUUUUCUUUAGUGACUCAAAGCACUUUACAUAGUGAAACCCAAUAUCUAAGUUACAAUCAAACCAGUGUGGGUGGCACUGGAAGCAGGGGGGUAAAGUGUCUUGCCCAAGGGCACAACGGCAGUGACUGUGUUGGCAGAAGCGGGAAUUGAACCUGCAACCCUCAAGUUGCUGGCACGGUCACUCUACCAACUGAGCUAAACCGCUAAAGUUACUUACACCAAAAAGUAAUGCGUUACUGUAAAAAGUCUUUUUUAAGGCUCCUAUUAAUGCCCUUUUAGCCUUCAUUUCAAUACUGUUAUUGCACUUGUAACGCUAGCAUGGGCUAGGUGGGUUAAGAGUGUAAACCGUGUGACAGAAGAUGGUUCAUCUAGGAGCCUGAGGUAUGAAAGAUGACGACAACUUGGUUUAUCUUGGUUUCGACUGCAUUAAAUGUAUUGACACAAGCACAUAUAUACCACAGAUAACACAAUAGAAAAUAAAAAAAAUGCCCAAAACAAAAAUACAAGAUACAGUCCUGCUUCCUUCUAGGAACCAUUACACAGUUCAGUUCACAAAGGUACACAUACACGACGACUUUCGGGUCAGUCCAAAAGUUCAGUUCCGAAAACAAAAGUAAUCCAAAAGGUUCACAGCGAAGGAGAGAAAAAAAUGCUUGUCCUACCGCAUAGAUGUUUAGCUCGCCAUUUUGUAGAGUUGAGUUGAAAGGGGGAUAGGGAGCUCAGGUUGUUUGGGUCAACAGGUAUUCCUUCCCGGAAAAAAAAACGGACCUAAAAGUCCAAAAAACUAAGUGAGUAACCUAGUUACCUCUUCACUAGCAAAGUACAUUAUACAGGACUGUUUCAGAAAAUGUGAAUAGUGUGAUAAAGUCCUUUAUUUUCUGUAAUGCAACUAAAAACAUGAAAAUGUCAUACAUCCUGGAUUCAUUACACAUCAACUGAACAGGGGGCGGUGUGGCGCAGUGUGGCGCAGUGGGAGAGUGGCCGUGCGCAACCCGAGGGUCACUGGUUCAAAUCCCACCUAGAACCAACCUCGUCACGUCCGUUGUGUCCUGAGCAAGACACUUCACCCUUGCUCCUGAUGGUUGCUGGUUGGCGCCUUGCAUGGCAGCUCCCUCCAUCAGUGUGUGAAUGUGUGUGUGAAUGGGUAAAUGUGGAAGUAGUGUCAAAGCGCUUUGAGUACCUUGAAGGUAGAAAAGCGCUAUACAAGAACAACCCAUUUAAAUAUUGCAAGCCUUUUAUUAUUUUAAUAUUGUUGAUUAUGGCAUACAGCUUAAGAAAACUCAAAAAUCCUAUCUCGAAAAAUUAUCGGCCUCAAUCGGCCUGUGGCAUUGCUGAGGUGUUAUGGAUGCCCAGGAUGCUUCAAUAGCGGCCUUUAGCUCAUUUGCAUUAUUGGGCCUGGUGUCUUUCAGCUUCUUCUUCACAAUACCCACAAAUUCUCUAUGAGGUUCAGGUCAGGGGAGUUGGCAGGCCAGUGAAGGACAGUAAUGCCAUGGUCAGUACACCAGUUACUGCUGGUUUUGGCACUGUGGACAGGUGCCAGAUCAUGCUGGAAAAUGAAAUCAUCAUCUCCAUAGAGCUUUUCAACAGAUACAGCUUCAAUAGCCGUAUUCCCAUGGUCAAGCCACUCCUGAACUCUAGACAACGGAAGUUCCCUCUGUCAGCUAUGGUUUGGGGAGCCAAGUCAGCUGCUGGUUUUGGUCCACUGUGUUUCAUCAAGUCCAGAGUCAAUGCAGCUGUGUACAUGCUUCCAUCUGUUGUAAAGCUCUAAGGAGAUGAUGUUUUAAUUUCAAUGCCAAAGGCCGAUUGCCUCCAUGCCAUGCCGUAUUGAUGCAGUAAUCUGUGCAAAAGGAUUCCCAACCAAGUACUGAGUGCAUUAAUUAAUAUUUUCAAAUGUUUGAUUUUGUUUUGCUGUUAUAAAUCGUUUUUUUUUACUUGGUCUGAGGAAAUAUUCACAUUUUUUGAAAUAGGAUUUUUAAGUUUUCUAAUGCUGUAUGCUAUAAUCAGCAAUAUUAAAAUAAUAAAAGGCUUGCAAUAUUUCAGUUGAUGUGUAAUGAAUCCAGAAUGUAUGACAUUUCAUGUUUUUAGUUGCAUUACAGUAAAUAAAGGACUUUAUCACAAUAUUCUAAUUUUCUGAGACAGUCCUGCAUAUGUACUUGAAUGCCUAAUAUAAGCAUUCGAUUGUCCAGAAUGACUAUUUUUUUCUACUGAUAAACAAGUGAUGACAUAAUUAACCAUGUUGAUUAAUAUACAAUCAAUAGUCCAAUAAAAAUGAACAUUCAUAAUACAUUUCUCAUAAACCAAUUGAUAUGACAUAAUUAACCAUGUUGAUUAAUAUACAAUCAUGAGUCCAAUAAAAAUGAACAUUCAUAAUACAUUUCUAAUAAUACAGAUCAUGAUUUCUUAUCUAAAGUGAUAAAACUCAAUCAUGGAUCAAUUACAAAUUCAAUUACAAGUGCACUUAUAUAAACUAGUUUCAUAAUAUUACUCAUUAAAAACUCAUUGAAUCAUGAUUUAAAUUCAAGUACUUGUCCAAACAUUAAAAGUUAAUAAAUAACCAAGCAGAGUUAAAUUAAAGUGUUGCGCAACAAACCAAAUACACACACCUGCGUUCCAUCCAUAAGUUAGAUUUAUAUCGCGCUUUUCUAAACACUCAAAGCGCUCACAGAGAAGUGGGACUCAACAUUCAUUCACACCUGGUGGUGGUAAGCUACAUCAGUAGCCACAGCUGCCCUGGGGUAGACUGACGGAAGCGUGGCUGCCAAUUUGCGCCUACGGCCCCUCCGACCACCACCAAUCAUUCAUUCACCAGUGUGAGCGGCACCAGGGGCAAAGGGUGAAAUGUCCUGCCCAAGGACACAACGGCAGCAAUUUUUUUGGAUGUCAAUAGGUGGGAAGCGAACCUGCAACCCUCAGGGUUCUGGCCGGCCGCUCUACCCACUACGCCAUGCCGCCCCAUCUAGCGUGUAGUAAAGAAGACCCCAUAGCAGAAAUGUAAAGACUCGAAAAACCAUCCAAAGCCCUUUGCCGCUUUGCUAGACUAAAUUGUUGCCUACAAAUCGCUGGAUGAUCAUAAGAAAAUAAAAGGUAAUUACCUGAGUAAUCGAAGGCAAACACAACACACUAUGAACGGCCUGAUUGUUAAUCGAACAUGUUGGCUGUAAGGAGAAAUAGCAGCGGUUAGCGCCUAUGCUAAAACAGAUGCAAACAUAAUAUUGGCGACAUGGCACAUGAUUGUGAUUUUGGAAUUCCGUUGAUUAUGCUAUGGCAAAAGACUCACCUAAUUAUGAAGUUUGCAAAGUGUGAGGAUGAGAAGAUUUUGCGAGUUUCUUCUCCAGCACGUCUCACAGCACUGCAGCCACAGCAGAGACGAGAGAGCGUGGUGAAGUGCGAGCGCCAUUUUGGGGCAGGAAAUAAACCUCCACAAUAAAAGUAUUUGCACUGUAUGCAUGUGUUUAAUGGGUAUUUUAAAAAUGGGUUACAUACUGGAGAAUAAUACAAUCUGUUGAUCAACUUGACAUGCAUUUGCAUCAUUGAACUCUGCUAAGCCAUGUGGUCUACAUACAACACAAAAGGACAAAGAUAUGUUUCAAACGGCCAAUUCAUUUCAGGCCAGAACAAAUAAUAACAACAUAGCUGUAAACAUGGCUUCACCCAAGGAAGGCACACAUGACAAACACAAAGCCUAACCAGGCAUUGUUUUUCUCUCAAGGAAUUGUGAAAUAAAAUCAUGUCUUCAGUGAAGCCCAGAACACUCUACGCAUUUCCCCAGUUUCAGUUUAGAGAUAAGGAAAGAUUGGCCUGGCCCACUAGGAUCCCUCUUUAUGUUUGUGAACUUUAUAGUCUAUACAUUUAGAGUGAUGUGAUAAUCAAACACUCUAGAAGUCUAGAAUGAAAGAGUAUAUACGAGAAUUGACAGAGUGUAUGUACCUUCAAUGCUGAAUGAUGAGCAGAGGCAGAGUUUGGAGUGUUUUCUUUAGCUCGCUUUCCAUGUUUAAUUACUCACUGUCUAAUAUGUCCAGGUACGUUGAACAUAUUUUCCCUGCCAUUUGCUGUUUGACCUCUGCUAUCAUGCUAAUUAGCUGCCUGAAAGCAGGUGACUCCACUGUAGAAAUAGCCUGCAUGUCUUCUAGCACAUACGCUGCAAUAGCUGUAUCAAUGUUGUCCUGGCUAGCAGUCCCUCUGUUAAAAUCCAGCCGCUGUUGGAGGUGGAGGUGAAGUGUGUCUCUCUUUACUAGCUUUGUCGUAGCAUUUUUCCUUUGUAAAUUUUUCAGCAGAUUUGAAUUGCUGUUUUGGCCAGUAGAUAGAAUCGUUGAUCCAAGACACAAAUUCCAUUGAACUAAAAAUGUAUUUUCUUUGUGCUCGACAAAAAAAAAAGUUGUGAGAAUAUCGCCAUGUUAAGAAACUCGACUUUUGGCACCUCCAGUACCAACUGCGAUGGGCCGGCCACACCAUCCGAAUGCCAGUUGAUAGACUUCCGCGACAUCUGCUAUAUGGUCAACUUCAUCAUGGCAAGAGAUCUGCAGGAGGCCAAAACCCGAGGCAUAAGGACCACCUGAAAAUAACUCUCAAGAGGUGUGGAAUACAG